AUGAAACUUCGGCUUCAUGAUGAACUCGUUGCGGCCCAGUGCCACAGAAACGAGAAGAGCAUGCCUUCAUCGAAGACUUUGCCAGCAGUAGUCAUCAUCCGUUCUCCCGUCUUCUUGAUGACCUCAAUGGGCCAGGAGCAUCCUGAGCAUCAACGUGAUCACGCCACCACCUAUGUCUAUGUCAGCGAUGCAGGCCAAAUAGGAGGCCUAGAUGGACCGUGUGCAUCAGGCACCACUUCAAGGAGCUCACGUGGAACCCACGAAUGUUCACCAGGGGACCCUAGUCAGAUACACAUCACUUCUCCAACCAUGGGAGCUUUUCAGCUGUUGGCAGUUAAAUGCAAUUCAAGGUGCAUAUGUUUCUGCGUGGUAGCCUCUUAG
Durusdinium trenchii is the source of this 381-nucleotide messenger RNA. Lineage: Eukaryota; Dinophyceae; Suessiales; Symbiodiniaceae. The record is from the annotation of a GenBank genome assembly.